Molecule: messenger RNA, 2471 nt
Organism: Adelges cooleyi (spruce gall adelgid)
Lineage: Eukaryota; Metazoa; Arthropoda; Insecta; Hemiptera; Adelgidae
Product: long-chain-fatty-acid--CoA ligase 5
Exons: 11
Coding region: 167-2149 (660 amino acids)
Biological process (GO): long-chain fatty acid metabolic process
Cellular component (GO): membrane; endoplasmic reticulum
Molecular function (GO): long-chain fatty acid-CoA ligase activity
Source: RefSeq, a predicted model, not a curated record
UGGUAGUUUUUGGCAGUCCAGUGGUCACCGCAGUCGCCGCCACAUUCGGUUUUGGUACAUCUGACUAACACGUCGCUGUAAUUAAGUUAAUUUAUCCGUUUUUAUUAUCCUUUUUUUUUAUUUAACAAUGAUAUUGCGCCGGUUUUGAUUAUAUCAUAGUAACCCAAUGAUGUCGUGUUAUUGUCCAAAUUGGAUGAACGAGAGCCUUUUGCAAGUGCCCAUCGACCUCAAUCACCAAUCGGACUUACUCAAAGGACCAGAAACUGUUCAUGUUUCAAAAUUUUUCAAGGAAGGCAAAGACGGUAAAUUUCUUAGCAACAUAGCACCUGAUGCCAAAACGCUAUACGAGACGUUUCGGAAAGGCGCAAAAAUUUCCAACAAUGGAAAAUGCCUAGGCUGGAGAGAAAACAUCAGCAAACCGUUUCAAUGGAUUCAUUACAACGAGACUUUGCUCCGGGCUCGGAAUUUUGGUUCGGGUCUCUUAGGCCUCGGCUUGCCGAAAAGCAAUCAAAUGUUUAUUGGGAUUUACAGCCAAAAUUGUCCAGAAUGGAUUCUCACAGAACAAGCAGCUUAUUGUUUUUCGAUGGUGAUAGUGCCGCUAUAUGAUACGUUAGGCCCAGAGGCCUGUUCUUUUAUUAUUAAUCAAGCGGACAUUACCGUUGUGGUAGUCGACACGGACGAGAAAUGUAAUCAGCUUUUGGACAGGUCUCCAAAAUGUCUACGGAAAAUUGUCGUCAUUCGUGGCAUUCGGCCAUCGUCCAAUCAGAAAGCCAGAAACCGCGGUAUUGAGUUACUGACAUUCGAAGAGGUGGAAAAGUCGGGAGCGUCAAAAACAUUUCCGGAACAGCCACCGAAACCCAACGAUUUAUGCACAGUGUGCUACACUUCAGGCACAACAGGACUGCCAAAAGGGGUGAUGUUGACACACGGCAAUGUCGUGGCAGCGGUCAGCGCUGUCCUCGUUCAACUCGCUCACUACAGGCCAAAUGUCGGGGAUGUGAUGAUCUCUUAUUUACCACUGGCCCACAUGCUGGAGAGAUGUUGUGAAAACGGAAUGUAUUUGGUCGGCGGCGCAGUGGGUUUCUACUGCGGCAAUGUGAAAUUUCUUUUCGAAGACAUGCGAGUCCUUAAACCGACUAUCAUGCCUAGUGUACCUCGCAUGUUGAACCGUAUUUACGAACAACAGAUGUCUACAAUCUCUCCGUGGUUUUUUAAACGACUAAUGUAUAACAUGGCAAUCCGGUCGAAAGAAAACGAAAUUAAAAAGUUUGGUAUCGUUCGGAAAAACAGCAUGUGGGACAAACUAGUGUUCAGUAACUUACAGAAGAACAUGGGUGGAAAAUUGAGAUUAAUGAUAAUCGGUUCGGCACCUUUAGGUGGCCACGUUUUGACGUUUAUGAGGUGUGCUUUAGGAUGUUUAGUGGUUGAGGGAUACGGUCAGACUGAAUGUACUGCCCCAAUAACACUAUCGAUUCAAGGGGAUAUGAACACAGAACAUGUGGGGCCACCCGUGGCUUGCAAUUUAGUAAAAUUAGCUGACGUACCAGAAAUGGAGUACUACGCGUCAACGAAUCAAGGAGAGAUUUGCGUGAAAGGAUCGAAUAUUUUUCAAGGAUACUUCAAAGAUCCCGAAACCGUUUCGUUUGAUGAGCACGGAUGGCAUCAUACUGGAGAUAUAGGCAUGUGGCUUCCAAAUGGAACGCUUAAAGUAAUUGACCGAAAGAGACACAUUUUUAAAUUAUCACAAGGUGAAUACAUUGUUCCAGAAAAAAUUGAAACAAUUUAUAUGAAGAGCCAGUAUGUCCAUCAAGUUUUUGUUCAUGGAGAAUCGUUAAAGUCUUGCAUCAUAGCAAUAGUCGUUCCAUCAGUUGAAGUGAUUAAGUCUUGGGCACAUGAAAACGGUAUAUCCGGUACAUUAUCGGUAUUGUGCGCUAACCAGGAAGUAAAAAAACUAAUAAUGGACGAUAUGACGGCAUGGGGAAAAGACGGUGGUCUGAAGUCAUUUGAACAAGUUAAAGAUAUUUAUUUGCAUCCCGAUCCAUUCUCCGUGCAAAACGGACUGUUGACGCCAACGUUCAAAAUGAAACGGCCACAAGUGAGGUCGUACUUCGCACCGCAAAUCGAGGACAUGUACAUCAAGUUCAAAUAGGCAAUUUUCAUUGAGUAAAUUAUGGUUUUCAAACAAAAUUAUAUACUAUAUAACAUUAAUUUGUACCUCUAUGUACGAACAAGUAAACCCGCAUAUUCACUUUCAAUAAUUCAACAAAACCUUUAAAUUCACUUAUUGCGUACCUAUAACUGUUAUUAUACUGUUUCCAAAAUCAAAAUAAUGUGUGUAAUGUUGUAGGAAAAAUUAUAAUGCGAACUUAAUUACUGUACACGAUAUUUAAAAAAUAUCAAAUCACAAAUCUGUAUACUAAUCUAAUAUGUAAAAUUAAUUAAUUAAUAUUAAUAUAUAAAAUCCAUAAUGA